AUCACGUCGCGCGGUUCAAGGAGACUUCCGAACCGCUCGCGCUGCCCGACGUGUGGUUAUAAAUCCUUCAUUUCCUCCGCUUCUUCGUCGCGUCGGCGGGGAUCCUUCAACCCGGCGGACAUGAACAGCGUCGGGGAGGCCUGCACCGACCUGAAGCGGGACUACGACCAGUGCUUCAACCGCUGGUUCGCGGACAAGUUCCUGAAGGGGGACCGGAGCGGGGACCCGUGCACCGAGACCUUCCGGGAGUACCAGCGGUGCGUGCAGAAGGCCAUCCGGGAGAAGGACAUCCCGGUGGACGGGGUGGAGUUCAUGGGCCCCAACAAGGACAAGCCCGAGAGCUGAUGGAGGAGGAGGAGGAGGAUGAAGAGGAGGGGGCGGGGCACAGGACAGAUCAAGCGACACGGAGAAGAUCAAUACGGACCGUUCAGGAGGCCCACUGAGCAUGCGCAGAGCUGCUGCGGGACGGGGAGUGAAGAGUGCGAGUGCGCGUGCGCGUGCGAGCCCAGAGGAUUAAUAUCGUCUUCUUUUUCUGUACCUGUUUUUCAAACUUUGUUCAAUAACAUGUUCCAUAUUUCUUUAAAAAAUGUUAACACAUUUUUAUUAAUAAUACUUUUUACAUUGUUCACACAGGGAUUUCACAUGUACUAAUACUUUUAGGACUAUUCUUGGACAUUUUCCCCAUAUUUAUUAAUUUAAACAAUUAUAAUAAUAAUACAAACAGGUAGAAACACACUAAGCCAGUGUGUGUGAGUGAGUGUGUGUGUGUGUGUGUGUGUGUGUGUGUGUGUGUGUUGAUUUAAAACACAACUGACCCCAGAGCAGUUUCAGUUUAUUUGACUUUUUAAAACCCGCUGCUUGUGUUUAAUUUAAUGAUCGUUGGACAUUUUAUUUAAGAUGUUUUAUGAACAAAAAUAACGAAACAUUAACUGGAAAAAAUUGAUCAAUAAAACAAUUCAGCCGUUAUUUGAGUCAUAAUUUAGGUGAUUUAUUUAGUCUUUUACAUUUGUUUGUUUAUUUGUUUCAUUUAACCUUUUUUUAAUUAAGAACAUAUUCUCAGUUUUGUGUUUGUUUAUUCAGGAUUUCUGCAAUAUUUUAGUAUCUAAUAGGAUAAAAUGUAAUUGAGAACAUUACUUCAUUGACAUUUUGAUGUUUUAGAUAAAAUAAGAUGGUUUUAUUUACAGGAUUACAGCUGCAAACAGGUAAAGUGCCAAAGAAAGUAAACAAUCUACAA
This is a messenger RNA of Cyclopterus lumpus (lumpfish), 1234 nucleotides long. RefSeq names its product TP53 regulated inhibitor of apoptosis 1 (gene triap1). The record is from RefSeq and is a predicted model, not a curated record. Bases 121 to 345 code for a protein of 74 amino acids. The transcript has a single exon. Lineage: Eukaryota; Metazoa; Chordata; Actinopteri; Perciformes; Cyclopteridae.